AUGCAGUUUCGGACAGUUUUGGAUGUAAAAGUCGUGGACGUGGAGAAGAGACGUAAUCCAUCCAAACAUUACGUGUAUCUGAUCAACGUCACAUACUCAGAUUCCACCUCCCACAUCAUCUACAGGAGAUACAGUAAAUUCUUUGACCUCCAGAUGCAGAUUCUUGACAAGUUCCCAAUCGAGGGAGGGCAGAAAGACCCCAAAAAGAGGAUCAUCCCUUUUUUACCAGGCAAAAUCCUGUUUCGACGAAGUCACGUGAGAGAUGUGGCUAUGAAGAGACUUCGCUUUAUAGAUGACUACUGUAGGGCCCUGGUACGACUUCCCCCCCAGAUCUCCCAGAGUGAGGAAGUUCUCCGGUUCUUUGAGACCAAGCCAGACGACCUCAAUCCACCAGUGGAAGACUAUGGAUCCAAACGCAAAUCAGUAUGGAUGUAUGGCUUAUCAGACAGUCCAACCAAAUCUGAGGCCUCAGGGCUUGACAGCUCGGAGCCCAUGGUGCUGGAGCAGUACGUGGCGGUGGCCAGCUACGAACGGCAGGAGAACUCGGAGAUCAGCCUGCAGGCCGGCGAAACGGUGGACGUGAUCGAGAAGAGCGAGAGCGGCUGGUGGUUUGUCAGCACAGCGGAGGAACAAGGUUGGGUUCCAGCCACGUACCUGGAUUCCCAAACUGGCACAAAAGAUGAUCUGGAAGUGGGAACAGCCAGAUCAGGAGAGGUCACUAAGAGACGAAAGGCUCACCUGAAGAGACUGGACCGCCGAUGGACACUAGGGGGCAUAGUGAACCGCCAACAGAGUCGAGAGGAGAAAUACAUCACGGUGCAGCCCUACACCAGUCAGGGCAAAGAUGAGAUCGGGUUCGAGAAAGGGGUAACCGUGGAGGUCAUCCAGAAGAACCUGGAAGGAUGGUGGUACAUCAGGCACCUGGGAAAAGAGGGCUGGGCACCAGCCUCCUACCUGAAGAAGGUGAAGGAGGAUUUCUCCCCGAGGAAGAAGACUCUCACGGGUCCCGUGGAGAUCAUCGGAAACAUAAUGGAGAUCAGCAACCUCCUCAACAAGAAGGCGGUGAGCGAGAAAGACGUCCAGAUGGAGGGAGAGUCCACCGCUCCCGAGCGCCACAUCUCCAAAAGCGAGAUCAGCCUGCCCAUCCCCUGCGGCACCGACGCCGGCCUAGCCGGCGCGGGCACCGUCGCGGCCACCGUCGCGGCCACCAGCUCCAUCCCCGCCCUGCAGGACAGCAAGUCCAGACCCGAACCAGGCUCGCCUGCCAUCGCUCGGGUGGCUCCCCACCGAGUGGAGAUCGGCUUUGAAGCCAUAGGUUCUCCUAAUCUCCGACAGAAACCUCCACCUCGGCGAGAUGCAAAUCUGGGAUUCCAGUUGCCCAAGCCUCCAGAGCCCCCUACUGUGGAAGCGGAGUACUACACCAUCGCAGAGUUCCAGUCCUGUAUCUCAGAUGGCAUCAGCUUCCGUGGAGGACAAAAGGCUGAUGUGAUUGAGAAGAACGCUGGGGGUUGGUGGUACGUCCAGAUCGGGGAAAUGGAGGGUUGGGCUCCCUGCUCCUACAUUGACAAACGCAAGAAGCCUAACCUGAGCCGGCGCACCAGUACUCUCACCCGCCCCAAGGUCCCGCCCCCUGCACCGCCCGUCAAAAAGCAGGACUCAGAGGACACGCCCUCCGCCUCAAAAGCCCCAGAAUCCCCCAGCAGGCCUGUGUACGAGGAACCCGAAUACGAUGUACCUGCUAUUGGAUGUGACCUGGAGUCGGACACAGACUCUCUCAAAGGGGAAGGUCAGAACGCGGAACUGAAAAGCAACGGGGGGACAGCGGAGAAGUACCCUCAGCUCGUGGGUAAAUCUUCACCAAUGGUGUCUCUGAAGAGCGCUUCCUUUAAGGUGGGAAUGGGAGACUCUGUGGAAGAUGUCACAAGGGAGGAGUGCAUCUACGAAAACGAUGGGUUCAGAGUCUCGUUGGACGACUUCGCCUCCGCUAAAGAGUCCAGCGGAGCCGAUUCAGAUUCUCCCAAGACUCGUACCCUGGGCCGCAAAACGACUGGAUCCUCUUCUUCCCCAGGGGGAGGAAAACCCCUCCGGAAGGUUCCUCCUGACUUGAGCCGAAGCCAGUCCCUGAGGUAUCCAGAGGAGACCAGCCCCAGAUCCUCUUCGGACGAAUCCGGGCGCAAUUCCAAACGGCAGCCGGUCCUGCGCAGAGAUGUGGAGUGCCGGAUUGGAGACAGCCCUUCGGCCCGGCCCAAACCGGUAGUUCGGCCCAAGCCCCUGCUGAAUAAACCAGAACUGUCGAGCCCAGAGAGGAUGGAUAUCAGCAGCCUCCGGCGCCAACUGCGGCCUACUGGCACGCUCCGGCACAGCAUGGCAAGGGCCGCAGCCCGGGCCGGGGGAGAAGAUUCGGAGACAGCGUCGGUGGUGUCGUCGGAGGAUUCUGUCUCAUCACGCAGCACUUCAGACAUCUCCAGCAUCUAUUCCAAAGGCAGCCGCGGGGAUCCGGACCUGGAGGGAUGCCUUUACCGUACCACCGAUGCCUACGAGCGAGCCCAGGAAUCCGAGCUGAGCUUCCCAGCUGGGGUGGAGGUGGAGGUGCUGGAACGACAGGAGAGCGGUUGGUGGUAUGUCCGGUGGGGAGAGGAAGAAGGUUGGGCGCCCACCUUCUACCUGGAGCCCAUCAGGCAUUCCACCAAUACGGUCGUCCCUGAUGGUCCUGAAACGGGCCGCUCCAGCAAGUCCAAUAGCCUGGAGAAGAACGAACAACGUGUGCAGGCGCUCAAUAACCUCAACCAGCAAAACCUGCGGAGGAAUGUAGCCAAUCCCAGCCCACCCAUUCCUUCCAAACCACCAGGGGGUUUCACCAAGCCGUCUAACCUGCUUAAUGGUGGCAGCGGCGGGGUACGGAUGAGGAAUGGUGUCCGUCAGGCGGCGGUGCGACCUCAGUCAGUUUUUGUGUCUCCUCCGCAGCCUAUAAAGGAUGUAAACCUGCACACAGGCUCGCUCAGGCGGAAUGAGUCUCUUGGCUCAACCGAUCACGCAAGAUCAGGUGCUGGCGUGCGGAGGAAUUCUUCCUUCACUACCGUGCGUCCGCAGGCCCUGGCCGACGUGCGGCUUAGGUCAGGCACCAGCAUUGGUGCGUCGACUGCACCGUUGCCCGGCAACGCCAGCCCCCUGAUCGCCCAGAGAAAUGGCAUUCCGGUCUCCACAGUGAGACCCAAGCCCAUCGACAAAUCGCAGCUCAUCCACAACACUUUGCGCGAGGUGUACGUGUCUAUUGCCGAUUACCGUGGCGAUGAAGAAACCAUGGGCUUCCCGGAAGGCACCAGUCUGGAAGUUCUGGAAAAAAACCCAAAUGGCUGGUGGUACUGCCAGGUACUGGACAGCCUACAAGGGCGCAAGGGCUGGGUUCCCUCCAACUACCUGGAAAGAAAGAAGUAGCACUCUGCAAGAAAUGUACCCCCCCGCAUCAUGUCCAAACAUGGACAUUUGUUAUUAAACUGUAAAAAGAGGAUGUUUUUUCAGUUCUGUAUGGGAAAAGAGACAUUUUUA
Molecule: messenger RNA, 3546 nt
Organism: Chanos chanos (milkfish)
Lineage: Eukaryota; Metazoa; Chordata; Actinopteri; Gonorynchiformes; Chanidae
Gene: sh3pxd2aa
Product: SH3 and PX domains 2Aa
Exons: 16
Coding region: 1-3435 (1144 amino acids)
Biological process (GO): superoxide anion generation
Cellular component (GO): cytoplasm
Molecular function (GO): phosphatidylinositol binding; superoxide-generating NADPH oxidase activator activity; protein binding
Source: RefSeq, a predicted model, not a curated record